CGAUGGGCACUGGCAUCGGGACUGUUGCUGCGACGCCAAGGCCAGCCGUGGGGGUCGGGCGGGGGAGGCGUCGGCCGCACAGAACCAUAUACCAGACUCGGGGUACUCUUAAUAUAUUUCUCACUCCCCCAACUUGGUUCCUGUCACUCGGGCUCUGUUAUGAGGGGCCACAACCGUCUCCCCUCAGAAGCCCAUGGCGAAUUGUGGAUGAUUGCGGAGGAGCCUUCACUAUGGGUGUCAUCGGUGGUGGAGUCUUCCAGGCCAUCAAGGGUUUCCGCAAUGCCCCUGUUGGAAUUCGGCACCGGUUGAGAGGUAGUGCCAACGCUGUGAGGAUCCGAGCCCCCCAGAUUGGAGGUAGCUUUGCAGUGUGGGGGGGCCUGUUCUCCACCAUCGACUGUGGCCUGGUACGGCUUCGGGGCAAGGAGGAUCCCUGGAACUCUAUCACCAGUGGAGCAUUGACCGGGGCUGUGCUGGCUGCCCGCAGUGGUCCAUUGGCAAUGAUGGGCUCAGCGAUGAUGGGGGGCAUCUUGUUGGCCCUCAUUGAGGGUGUUGGCAUCCUCCUCACUCGCUACACUGCCCAGCAGUUCCGAAAUGCACCCCCGUUCCUGGAGGACCCCAGCCAGCUGCCCCCUAAGGAUGGCACCCCAGCCCCAGGCUAUCCCAGCUAUCAGAAGUACCACUGAGGAAGCCCCUGCCACCAUGGGAGCUGCUUCUUGGUUCCCUCCCCGAUGAUCUACCUCGAAGGGAGGGCUGGCUCCCAGUUAGCCCUGGGACCCUCUAGAGAGGGCUUCUACUCUGUUCCUUAGUCCCAGGGUGGGGGUGGGGCACACCAGCUGUCCUGACAGAUGGGUCCC
Molecule: messenger RNA, 854 nt
Organism: Cebus imitator (Panamanian white-faced capuchin)
Lineage: Eukaryota; Metazoa; Chordata; Mammalia; Primates; Cebidae
Gene: TIMM17B
Product: translocase of inner mitochondrial membrane 17B
Exons: 6
Coding region: 3-683 (226 amino acids)
Biological process (GO): protein import into mitochondrial matrix
Cellular component (GO): TIM23 mitochondrial import inner membrane translocase complex; mitochondrial inner membrane
Molecular function (GO): transmembrane protein transporter activity
Source: RefSeq, a predicted model, not a curated record